AGGCGGCCUUGGUUCUUAUUAUGAGACUGCAAAAGCUCCUGUGUUGUUGCGAAGGGCUGAAGCGGCCCUUGUAGCUUGUGCGGUUUUAGCUUUCUGCCAUGAAAAGCGUACAUGUUAGUGUGGCAUAGUGGUUAGAGCAUUGAACUAGGAAUGGGGAGACCCGGGUUCUAGUCCUCAGCCAUGGCCCUGUGUACCCAGUUGGCCACCUGAGUUACUUACCUCUUGAUGCAUGUCAUAUAGGGCAAGAGAAUACCUUUGUGAGUCAAAUCUCCUUAUUAACCUUUUUGUAGCUUACAGUGUCUGCCAAGAUACGUAGGUGUACAUGCCCUGCGAAAACAAACACACAAAUGAAAAUUAUAAUUCAUGAAAAUAGCUAAAACUGUCAUGAAAAUGCCCGUUGGCUUGGUGGUGGCAUAUAAAUCACGAAAACAAAAGUUGUUUGGUGAUACAUGCCCAUUGACAUCUCUGUCCUGCUUUGAAACUCCUCAACGAAUUCCAUAUAAUGAAGCUAUCAGACAAGAAUUCAGGCCUGUAAAAGUUGGGGACUCUUUUGGAAGCACGUGGCAUACCUGCUGGUUUAAAGUAGAACUCAAAAUCCCGAGAGAAUGGGCAGGAAAGGAAGUACACCUUCUUUGGGAAAGUGAAGGAGAAGGAAUGGUUUGGAGGGAUGCUCAACCUGUUCAGGGUUUGACUCAAGAAGGUGAGAAGACCAGCUAUAUUCUGACAGAAAAUCUAAAAGAAACAGACCCACACAGCUUGUCUCUGUAUGUGGAGGUCGCCUGUAAUGGUCUCUUUGGAGCUGGGAAGGGCAGCAUGAUUGCACCGCCUGAUCCAGACAAGAGGUUCUCCCUGCGCAAGGCAGAGCUGGUGGUCUUCAACAGGGAAGUCCAUGAGCUGCUGGUGGACUUUGAGAUCCUUCGCGACAUGGCCACGCAUCUGGGAGAGGAAAACCAGCGGAGCUUCCAGGCACUCUACAUAGCCAACCAGAUGGUGAACUUGUGCGAUGUCACCAACCCGUCGACUUUUCCUGAAGCGCAUCAGCUUGCCUGUUCUUUCUUCAGUCAGAAGAACGGAGAGAGCCAGCAUCUCAUUCAUGCGAUGGGGCACUGCCACAUUGACUCAGCCUGGCUGUGGCCCUACGAGGAGACGAUCCGUAAAUGCGCGCGCAGCUGGGUAACUGUCAUACGCCUGAUGGAGAAGAAUCCAGAGUUCACCUUUGUCUGCUCACAGGCUCAGCAGUUUGAAUGGGUGAAGAACUGGUAUCCGGGCCUGUAUACUAUGAUUCAGAACUUUGCAAAAGAAGGGCGUUUCAUUCCUGUUGGAGGCACCUGGGUAGAAAUGGAUGGGAACCUUCCAAGUGGGGAAUCCAUGGUUCGGCAGUUCCUGCAGGGACAGCGAUUCUUCCAGCAGGAGUUUGGGAAGCUCUGUCUAGAGUUCUGGCUGCCAGACACGUUCGGCUACUCGGCACAGCUUCCCCAAGUGAUGCACGGAUGCGGGAUCCGCCGUUUCCUAACUCAGAAGUUGAGCUGGAACCUCGUGAAUUCUUUCCCGCACAACACCUUUUUCUGGGAAGGCAUUGAUGGGUCUCAGGUUUUGGCCCACUUCCCCCCUGCAGAUUCCUACGGCCUGGCUGGUUGUGUGGAAGAGAUGCUAAAAACCGUGAAGAAUAAUAAGGACAAGGGCCGUGUGAACCACAGUGCUGCUCUCUUUGGCUUUGGAGACGGAGGAGGUGGACCGACGCAGAAGAUGCUGGACAGGCUGAGGAGGAUGAAGGACACCGAUGGCUUGCCCAGGGUUCAGAUGUCUACCCCUGACCAGCUUUUCUCUGCUCUGGAGACGGAAAAGGCUCAGCUCUGCACCUGGGUUGGAGAACUGUUUCUGGAGCUGCACAAUGGCACAUACACCACCCACGCACAGAUUAAAAAGGGGAAUCGAGAGUGCGAGCGCCUUCUCCGUGACAUCGAGGUUCUGAGUAGCUUUGCCUUGUCGAAGGAAAGUUCUUUCCAGUACCCUUCUGCUAAACUGCAGCACCUCUGGAGGCUGCUGCUCCUGAACCAAUUCCACGAUGUCUUGCCAGGGAGCUGUAUCCAACUGGUAGCCGAGGAUGCCAUGAGAAACUAUUCAGAAAUCCGCAGCGCUGGAGCUCAGCUCCUGAAAGACGCCGUGCAGACCUUGUUUGGAGGCCUGUUGGUGAGCGGUCAAGAGAGCGACGGGCGCCUCCUGGUUGUCAACACAUUGCCAUGGGAACGAACCGAAGUCAUCUCCCGCAUGGGCCCAGGAGGGUCCGAGGCAUUAGCCUUGGUGACCGUUCCCAGCAUGGGCUGCUGCGCCGUUCAGGACUCCUUGCCUCCGCCACAUGCCGUGACUGUAUCCAGGGAGGCGGAUGGUUCCGUGACCAUGAGGAAUGGUGUUGUCCGAGUCCGUCUGGAUCCCUUGGGGCGCGUGACAUCACUCCGCUUGACCCAUUCGGAGAGAGAGGUGGUCCCCGAAGGUUUCUGUGCUAACCAGUUUGUGGUAUUUGAUGAUGUUCCACUGUACUGGGAUGCAUGGGAUGUGAUGGACUAUCACCUGGAGACCAGAAAGCCCAUCGCAGAGCCGAUCAAACCCCCGGAGAUCGUCCUGCCAGGGGGGUUACGGGGCAGUGUGAGGUUUUCCCUGCGCAUCGGCAAGAGGAGCGUGCUCACCCAAGAGAUUGUCCUGGACGCAGCACCGAGCUCUUGCGUUCGCUUCCAGACGCAGGUUGACUGGAAUGAAGCCCACAAGUUCCUCAAAGUGGAAUUUCCCCUAAAGGUCCGGAGCCCAAACGCCAUGUACGAGAUCCAGUUUGGCCACUUGCAGAGGCCAACGCAUUCCAACACCUCCUGGGACUGGGCAAAGUUCGAGGUGUGGAGCCACAAGUGGAUGGACCUGUCCGAGCACGGAUUUGGGGUUGCACUGCUGAACGACUGCAAAUACGGCUGCUCGGUCCGUGGCAACACGAUGCGCCUUUCCCUGUUGCGAGCGCCAAAGUCACCUGAUGCCACUGCAGACAUGGGGCGCCACCAGUUCACUUACGUGCUGAUGCCUCACCUGGGGUCCUUCCAGGAGGCCGGGGUCAUCCGUCACGCGUACAACCUGAACUUCCCCCUUCACACAGUGCUGGGCAGCUCGGCCCCGGGCCCAGCCUGGAGCGCAUUCUCUGUGGAGGCCCCAGCGGUGGUUCUGGAGACGGUGAAACAGGCUGAGGAGAGGCCAGGUGCACUGAUAGUCCGCCUCUACGAGUCACACGGCAGUACUGUGGUCACCUGGCUCCAAACACACCUCCCAGUCCAAGAGGCCGUGAUGUGUGACCUCCUGGAGCGACCUGACCCAAACAGUCACCUGCCGCUGGAGGAACGUGGCUUGAAGCUUUCCUUUACGCCAUUCCAGGUGCGAUCUGUCAUGCUGAUCUUGAAACAGCCUGGCAGAACAGAAGAGCCAGAGAGCAAAUGAGUACAGAUUCAGCAUCUCCAUGGAACCUGUUCUGUGCCUGCCAUGACACAAGAGCCCGACUUUUUAGCACAGGUACAGGGUGGACAUUAAGUCCAGGCUGAGAUAAUUAGAAGGCUGGGACCACAGGCAGAGCCUGGUGCUGCGGCUGGAACGAAAUACGUACCACAUACUGGGAUAACCUUGAUCAGCUUUCCUCAACCUGGUGCCCGCUGGGUAUGUUGGGCAACAGCUCCCAUCAUCCCAAGCCGCCAUGACCACAUUGGUUUGGAAUGAUGGGAGCCGCAGGGCAGCGUGUCUGGCAAGGCCCAUGUUGAAGGAGGGCGACUUAAAUAAUCAAGUGCAAAUAAUACCAAAGUUAUUAGACAUCAAGAAUGAUAGCAGCUUAAUUUAGGUGGGGAAGAAAAAUCCUGUGUCCCUUUUCUAAAAUAAUUGGGAGUCAGGUUUGGUUGCUAAUCUACUGCAAUCCAUCCAAGGGUUUGUAGAUUCUGCUUUUGAAGAAGGAUCUGAUGUGAAAAAUAAAAAGGAAUGGAAGCAAUACUAAAUGAAGAGGA
Molecule: messenger RNA, 4022 nt
Organism: Varanus komodoensis (Komodo dragon)
Lineage: Eukaryota; Metazoa; Chordata; Lepidosauria; Squamata; Varanidae
Gene: MAN2C1
Product: mannosidase alpha class 2C member 1
Exons: 26
Coding region: 364-3471 (1035 amino acids)
Biological process (GO): oligosaccharide catabolic process; mannose metabolic process
Molecular function (GO): carbohydrate binding; alpha-mannosidase activity
Source: RefSeq, a predicted model, not a curated record